CUCCGCUCGCCGCCGCCGCUCGGGGCUCCGCGCUGCUGCCGGGGCUGCGAUCUGCUCCGUGCCCGGCUGCCGGGGCUCCGCUCCGCUCUGUGCCCGGCUGCCGGGGCUGCGAUCCGCUCCGUGCCCGGCUGCCGGGGCUGCGAUCCGCUCCGUGCCCGGCUGUGGGGGCUCCGCUCCGCUCCGUGCCUGGCUGCGGGGCUGCGAUCCGCUCCGUGCCCGGCUGCGGGGGCUGCGAUCCGCUCUGUGCCCGGCUGCCCGGGCUCCGCUCCGCUCCGUGCACGGCUGCCGGGGGUCUGCUCCGCUCCGUGCCCGGCUGCCCGGGCUCCGCUCCGCUCCGCUCCGCGCCGCGGGGCCGCGCAGGAUGCCGCGGGAGGCCGAGCGCCCGGCGCGGGGGAGCCGCCGCGGCCGCCGCCCCAGGCUCCUGGAGAUGCUGCUGACUGCGCUGCACCUCCCUGUGUGAGCCAGCAGAGAAUGGAAGUGACCGGAGUCAUCUGGGCAAAGGACCCUUCACCAGGCACUGGGAUGGUGUCCCUCUGGAGAUGGGAGUUACAAAUGGCCUUGUGAACUGCACAGACACCUGCACUGCCACACACCUUGCACAGCAGUCCCAGACUGCCACAGGGCAGGCAGACAUUGGCCACAGCAGCUCAUCCUGUUAACUCCUCUGCAAAAGCCUUUGUGGAAGAGCUUUCCUUCUCCUCCUGUGAAUGCCAGCAGUGGGUGUCCGUGCCCCGUGUGCCUGCCGGCGGGGUGGGCAGCAGGCCGUGCAUCGCCCCCUUCCCCAGCGAGACCCGAGCAGGGAGCCCUGCAGCUCUGUCCCGGGGGACAAAUGCCAGCUGCCAGACUCUUCUCUGGAGACCCAGGAGCAGCCUGCGAGGCACCAGCACUGACUGCUCCCACGGCAGCAGCGGGCAGCCCGGGACGCCUCUUGUCACAGAUGUGACUCACGCAGGACAGGAGCGCUCAGCUGCAGGGCACGGCAUGCAGCAGGGACGGGGAUGCUCUGCGCUGACCGGGCAGCCUCACGCUGCUAGUGCCGACUUUCCUCCUGCUUUUCCCUAAAGGAUGCUGGCUGCACAUCCAGAAGCUCCUGCUGAUGCAGCCUCCUAGAGUGCCAUGGCGAAGGGUGUGCAGGGCUGCUCGUGGACCAUGCUGCUGCUGUUCUGCGCCAUCCAGGAGCUGGGCUCCUGGGCCAUGCACACGGCGGUGGAGGGCCCUGGCCUCGGGGAGCCCGGGGAUCCUGCACUGCUGGCCAGCGGGCGAGUGAAGCGGGGCUGGGUCUGGAAUCAGUUCUUUGUGGUGGAGGAGUACACGGGCACGGAGCCGCUGUAUGUGGGGAAGAUCCACUCGGACUCGGAUGAGGGAGACGGCUCCAUCAAGUACACCAUCUCCGGGGAGGGCGCAGGGACCAUCUUCCUCAUCGAUGAGAUCACAGGUGACAUCCACGCCACCGAGCGCCUGGACCGGGAGCAGAAAACCUUCUACACGCUGCGGGCGCAGGCCCGGGACCGGCAGACGGACCAGCUGCUGGAGCCCGAGUCGGAGUUCAUCAUCAAGGUGCAGGACAUCAACGACAGCGAGCCGCGCUUCCUGGAGGGGCCCUACAUCGGCAGCGUGGCGGAGCUGUCCCCCGUCGGCACCUCUGUGAUGCAGGUGAUGGCCUCUGAUGCUGACGACCCCACCUAUGGGAGCAGUGCCCGGGUAGUCUACAGCGUGCUGGAGGGGGAGCAGCACUUCACUGUGGACAGCAAAACAGGUGUGAUCCGGACCGCCGUGGCAGACCUGGACCGUGAGACUCAGGACCGCUACGAGGUGGUGAUCCGUGCAACAGACAUGGCAGGACAGCUGGGUGGCCUGUCUGGCUCCACCACAGUCACCAUCGUGGUCACUGAUGUCAAUGACAACCCACCACGCUUCCCUCAGAAGAUGUAUCAGUUCAGCAUUGUCGAAACGGCCCCCGUGGGCACUGCCAUCGGGAGGGUGAAGGCAGAGGACUCUGAUGUCGGGGAGAACACGGACAUGACCUAUCAAGUGAAGGAUGAGGAAGGGGUGGAGAUGUUCAAAGUCACCACGGACAGCAAUACCCAAGAGGCUGUCAUCACGGUACAGAAGCCUCUUGACUACGAGUCAAAAAAAGUGCACACUGUCGUGGUGGAGGCCCUCAACAAGUUCGUGGACCCGCGGUUCGUGGACCUGGGCACCUUUCGGGACCAGACCAUCGUGCGGGUCUCAGUGCUGGACGUCGAUGAGCCCCCCGAGUUCCGGCCCCCCUCCAACCUGAUGGAGGUCCAGGAGGAUGCACAUGUUGGGUCUGUCGUGGGGGUGGUCACUGCCCUGGACCCGGACACAGCGAACCACCCUGUCCGGUACGCCAUCGACCGCAGCACGGACGCCGAGAGGAUCUUCGACAUCGAUGCCAAAACAGGCGCUAUUGUGACAGGGAAGGUCCUGGACCGGGAGACAGCAGGGUGGCACAACAUCACUGUCCUGGCCAUGGAAGCAGAUAACCACUCCCAGGUGUCGAGGGCCUCUCUCCGUAUCCGAAUCCUGGACGUCAAUGACAAUCCACCUGAGCUUGCUACCCCCUAUGAAGCUGCUGUGUGUGAGGAUGCCAAGCCAGGCCAGCUGAUCCAGACAAUCAGCGUUGUGGACCGGGAUGAGCCUCAGAGCGGCCACCGUUUCUACUUCACACUGGCACCUGAAGCCACCAACAACCACCAUUUCUCUUUGCUGGAUAUCCAGGACAACACGGCAGCGGUGCACACACAGAGAGUGGGCUUCAACCGCCAGGAGCAGGAUGUGUACCUGCUCCCCAUCCUGGUGGUGGACAGCGGGCCCCCAGCCCUGAGCAGCACGGGGACUCUGACCAUCCGUGUGUGUGGCUGUGACAGCAGCGGGGCCAUCCAGUCCUGCAACAGCACAGCCUACGUCGUGUCAGCCACGCUGAGCCCCGGCGCCCUCAUCGCGCUGCUGGUCUGUGUCCUCAUUCUGGUUGUGCUCGUCCUUCUGAUCCUCACGCUGAAGCGGCACCACAAAAGCCACCUGACCUCUGAGGAUGACGAGGACAUGAGGGACAAUGUCAUCAAAUACAACGACGAAGGAGGUGGUGAGCAGGACACAGAGGCCUAUGACAUGUCAGCCCUGCGCAGCCUCUACGACUUCAGUGAGAUCAAAGCCGGUGAUGGAGGUGGGGGGCCAGGAGAGGGGGGCCCAGGCAGAAACCCAGCCUCCGAGCUCCACGCCCUCCCACAGUGGGUGCAGAGCCCAGACCUGGACUUCUCUGUGUUCAGAGACUACAUCUGCAGGAAGGUGGAGCAGGCGGAUGAGGACCUCUCUGUGCCGCCCUAUGACUCUUUCCAGACCUAUGCCUUCGAGGGCUCGGACUCCCCAGUGCCCUCCCUGAGCUCCAUCAACACCUGGUCCAGCGGCUCGGAGCAGGACUUCUCCUACCUGGGGGGCUGGGGGCCACGAUUCCGGCAGCUGGCAGCGCUGUACGCGGGGCGCAGGGGUGACGAGGACAGCGAGGAGUCCUAGCUGUCCCUCCGGGACCGGGGCUCCUGGCGUGAGGGGCCACACGGGGAUCGUGUGCACCCCACUGCUCCUCUGCUGCUGCCUUCGGCUCGGCUGGGCUCCACACCCGCCUGGGGAGCCCGGAGGAGCCACCGGGGUGUCCUCAUCUCCUCAGAGCCCGUCUCCAUUAAAGCACUACGCAUUGACUUAAGAAGGAGAAAAUCUAAUUCAAGAGGGUUUGGAGAGGGUUUCUCCCCCACAAAUUAUCAUUUAAAUAGAUCUGUUCGGUGAUCCCCAUCCAGGAGAGGAAGAGCAAACCGGGAGCCUUUUGUUGUCUAAAUUGUUUUUGUCACUUGAGUCAGAGCAUUUAAAGAGCUUUGAUUUCUUUAAGAGCUUUCCUUGCUGAGGGAAACAAGCUUUUAACUUCUGUUCAGAUUUUCCCCUAAGUUUACUUGCUUUUUGAAGUCUUCCUUCUCGCUGCUCCCUCUGGGGCUGUCAGUAGCCCCCGGCUGCGGGCACGGUGUUGGAGGGAGGGUGCCACGCUGGGAUCACAUCCUGCAGGGUGGCUGCUCACCUCAAACCAGGUUUCCCUUCCGUGCUGCAAUCACUUCGCCCCUGUCUUGUGAUCGCGGAGGUGCUGGUGAUGUGAAGGGGAUCCCAAACCCUCCCUGCACAGCUGACACUGUCUGUGAAGUCCCGGUGUGCCCCGCAGCCCCAGUGGCAGACAGGGAUGUCCCACCUGUAACCGAGGCAGAUGCUGUGGCCUGGGCCAGAGCAGCUGCAGUGCUGGGGAGGGCCAUCGGAGGGGCACAGAGCAGCACCCCCAGCUGGGCUCCGCCAGCCCCUCACACAGGACUUGGCUUUUGCAGGGCUCCCAGCCAGGCACUGGUUGUCACCAAAUGGUGUGAGCUGCACAGGACAGCAGGCAGGACGUCAGUGCUCCCUGGCCCACAGUGGCUGGGGAAGAGCUGCAUUCCAUGCAGGACCUUGCUGCAGGGUGCAGGAGAACCCCAGCCCCUGGCUGGGAAGAAUAAUUCCUGCUUGCACCCAUCUGACAGCAGAGCAUCACCAUUAGCAACAGAACAGCCAUCCCCAGGAGAUGUGUGUGAGGCCAGAACCUGCUGGCACAGCUCUGGGGCUGAGCUGGAUGCAGGUUGGGCAGCACGUCUGUGACACCUCAGGAUACCCAGGGUGUCCCCACCCCAGCACAGUAUCCUGCAACAAACCAGCAUGAGCUCCCAGCAGGACUGCUUUUGCGUGUAAUUCCUGGGUUUGGGAGGCAGGUGAGGAAGAUGCCAGUGGGAUGUUCCAGUGCUCCUUAGGCUGCAGGUGAUGCUGGAGGGAAGCACUGGGUGCCCACUGCCUUCCCAGCCUGCCAACUACCACAGGGAAAACUGAACAGCCUGUAGAAUGAUGUCCUUGCACAGCACCUCAGGCCAUCCUGGCGGGUGCAGCUCCUUAUCUGUUCAUGUUGGGAAAAAAUCAAUUCUAUCACUGAUAAGUAACUGAUACGGUCUCCCAAGGCCUGACACAUCCUGGCCUUGUCAUUGGGUUUGUCCUUUUAGUUGAAGCACAGACACUGUUUUCUCCCUUUGGAGAAGGUUUAACUGUAAAUGUACAUGCGUGUCCAUUUUUUUUCUGUGUGUUGCUUCCCGGCUGCCGGCGUUGGUCCUUUGGCUGCAGCAUGAGACCUGGCAGCGGAGAGGGGCAGGACCUGGCUUUGCCACAGUGCCUGCCCUCAGCUGCUCCUGCCACUGCCACCAUGGCCCCGUGCAGAGCCCCAGCGUGGCUCAUACUGGGACCAGGAGCCCCUCAGGGCCUCUCUGGUCACUCCAAGGAGGCGAUGGUGCUGUGGCUGGCACCUGUGCCCAGCGUGCUGCUGGUUCACUGUGAUGAUGCUGGGGAGGCAGCAGGGCCCUCGAGUGCCAGCUCUGGCCACGCCGUCUCAAGCACGCGACACCCUGCACCUCCAAGCAGGAGAACGGAGAAAUCCCUCUCUUUCCUCAGGAAUGUGUUCGUGUUUUCCCUCUGGGCUGCAGAGCUGUGCCCGAGCCCCUCCGGCACUGGCCCUUCCUCUAGCCAAGUGUUGUGCAAUAGCAGGGCUCUGUCCUAGGAGAUGGGCUCUGACAGGGUACGUGUUUAGCACCCCCAUCCCUGAGCAGCCCGUGCCCCGCGCAUGCACUCACGCUUGCGUUUUAGUUUCUGUCCCCCUGUAAACGCGCGGUGCCCGCACCCCCUGCCUGCCCCGUGGGAGGAGCUGGCAGCUGCCACCGUGUCUGAUGGAGUCCCUUCGGUUUGGUUUCUCUACCCAGAUGAAUUUAGAAGGUUGAUUUCCUCACCCUUGUUAUUUUUUUUUUUUUCAAGGUCUUUCUGGGAUCUGGAAAUAAAUUAUUUCCUUGUCGUCUA
Taeniopygia guttata (zebra finch) is the source of this 5916-nucleotide messenger RNA. The record is from RefSeq and is a predicted model, not a curated record. NCBI's taxonomy places the organism in Eukaryota, Metazoa, Chordata, Aves, Passeriformes, Estrildidae.